GAUCCUUGAUUCGUAAGUUGCGAACCUACAAAGUGGCGAACAGACCGAAGUCUCGCCGCUGACGCCAGCGCGCGGCCGCACCCGGCAGACUCGGCUGGUCGGUCCGCCGAUUGAAUGCAGACUUGGACCAAGCCUUGCGUCACCGCGUCUGCGCUCAGGAACAUUGCAGGCGUCUACUCUGCUGGAAGAAAAUAUAGCGUUUUCGUAGCGUGGAAACUGUUAAUUGUUGCGAUUGUUGGAAGCGUUUUGGAGACAGAGGUUGUGUACACUUUUCAGUGCUCAGGAACAUCGCAGGCGUUUACUCUGCGUGGAGAAAACAGCGUCACUCGUAGCGUGGAAACAGUUCGUUGUUGUGAUUGUUGGAAGCAUUUUGGAAACAGAGGUUGCGCAUUUGUUGGUUUGAUGUGAAGGUUGUUUGUGUGAGGGAUGUGGAAAGGCAGAGGUUCGGAUUUCUGCGAGGGUAUUGCUUGCGGGAGCGAGAAUUCGGGAGGGGGCUGAUGGUGGAAGCGGUGUGCGGGCCAGGAGAGAGAGAGAUUGGGGGAGGUAUGUUGAAAGCUGCGCUUGGGGGAGCGAUGCGGAGCAAAGGAUUAGGGAACAAGAUUGACGAAUCAUGGAAACCUCCGCUCGGGGAUCUGUUCUGUCAACUGAACGAUGAGUCACUGCUCAACAUCUUGCGGCGGUUGUCGCCCGCCCCGCAUUACGCACUCGUGUGCAAGCGGUGGAUGCGGUUGCACGGGAGCUUGAGGCAGUCGAUCAAAGUGCAGGACUGGACGUUUUUGGAAAGUGGUAGGAUUCGUCAGCGGUUUCCCAAUCUCACUGACGUGGAUUUGUCGCGAGCUUGUAUGGUGACGCCGCCAGCCGGGAAGGGCUCUGCAAUUCUGCUCACGCACCAGGGGCUCACUGUCCAGCUCAAUUACGAUGCCGUGGAUUCGCCGUCAAUUGAGUGCUGCAUCGAGGAACAGCAGCUGUCCCCUGCAAAGCUCGACAAGGGCUUGAAGCUACUUGCGGAUACAUAUCCAGGUUUGCAGAGGCUCUGUGUGGUGGAUGUGAGGAGGGGGGAUUACUUUGCCCGAACUCGAUAUUUGUCUCGCACUUUAUCGAAACCGAAAAGCGUGAAGAAAGCUCGUCGUGCACAUGAUUCAGACAAGAUGGAGAAAGCAAAAUCAGCCAAAGAAGCAAGAGAUACUAAAGACGGACUUGGUGAAGCUUUGUCAGAUGCUUUUAAGCGUUUAAAAAGUGAUGAAGGAACCUUGACUUGGAACAUGAAUAAUCCAUUUGAAACCCCCAAGUCGGGGGUCCGACAUCUGAAGAGGAACACAGAAGAGACAGGAAUCGCGAGUAUAGCGAAGAAAUGCCCGCUUCUACAGGAGCUUGAUUUGUACCAAUGCACGGACGAGACUCUAAGAGCUAUAGCGGAUUGUGAUAAUUUACAGAUAGUGAGAUUGAUUGGAUCUAUUACAGGAUUUUAUCACUGCACAUUCACGGAUAUUGGCCUCACUAUCAUGAGCCACACUUUCCGACGGCUGGUCUCACUGGAACUUAGUGGCUGUGAAGCAAGUUACGAGGGCAUCUCGGCUAUCGGCAAGUGUUGUGUGAUGUUGGAAGAACUAACCCUCUCAAAUAAAGGUUUCUACGAGGGUUGGGUAGCAGCAUUGUCUUUUUUGGCUUGUUUGAAAACCUUGCGGCUUGAAGGUUGCAAGCAGAUUGAUCGGAAUCCAGGUCCAUAUGGUCGUCUGGGCCGAUGCUCCACCAUUGAGCGCCUCCAUCUUGAGCGAUGUGAUUUACGAGAUAGGAUUGGAUUUGCUGCACUGCUCGCGGUGUGUGCUGUCGUCAAAGAGCUUGAAUUUAAAGAUUGCUGGGGUUUGGAUGACGAUACCUUGGCUCUAACUGUUUCUUGCAAGAGGGUUAGACUCUUGAGUCUUGAGGGAUGCUCUUUAGUUACGACUGCAGGGGUAGACUCGGUGGUUCAGUCUUUCAAGGAUUUAAAUAGGUUUCGGGUCACUUUUUGUGAUAACAUUCGAGACUCCGAACUCAGCCCUGCUCUCUGCGAUCGUUUCUUGACUCUGAAGGAAUUUUCAUGGCGUCCGGACACGAAAUCCGUGCUUAAUGCCGGCCUUGCUGGCACAGGAGUUGGCAGGAAAGGAGGAAGGUUUUUCAGAAAAUCUUGAAAUCUUUUCACCUGCACCUCUAUGUAUUGUUCUGUAUCAUUACCUUUUGUCUAUUUAUGUACAAAUAUUUGUCAACUGGGUGAGAAAUCGUCAUUUCUCGCCUUGUCUUUACAUUCAGGUUGUGUUACAGAGUCUGUUUGAAGUCAAUUAAACUGCUGAUUUUUGGAUCAGUUUCUUUAUCAA
Messenger RNA from Physcomitrium patens, 2351 nucleotides. Its product is annotated as F-box protein At5g51370. The record is from RefSeq and is a predicted model, not a curated record. Gene Ontology annotation, cellular component: SCF ubiquitin ligase complex. Gene Ontology annotation, biological process: SCF-dependent proteasomal ubiquitin-dependent protein catabolic process. NCBI's taxonomy places the organism in Eukaryota, Viridiplantae, Streptophyta, Bryopsida, Funariales, Funariaceae.